CUUGGUUGAUCACAUCAUUAGGAAAAUUAGUCCCUCAAUAAUGAACUUCCUUGAACUUGGAAGCAUCUGUCAAGUAGGAAUUCAUCAAUUCAAACAAGUAAAAGCAAGAAGAAACAGCCAAUAAUAAUACUUGAAACUUGGAAGCAAUAAAAGAAAAAUCUCCAACUCCUUCAAAGAAAUCCUGCCAAAAAAAAAAAUUCUUGCAAAAAUAAAAUAAAAUCCAUGGCCACACCAUAUCUCUUCCUCUUAUCAAAACCACCACCACCACCCAAAGCUUUUCUCCUUCCACAUCAAAAAUCCUUACCCACAAACAAAAUUCUACAACUGAAUUUACCAAAAACAUCAAGCAUUAUUACUUGUUCAUCUUCAUCCAAAAAUGAAGGAAAACCACCACCACCCCCACAACCACCAGUGGCAUGUCCUGUUCCAUUUGACCAACAACCCGUAAAUGAAUAUCAAAACCUCACCAGUUCUUUCCCAUAUUCAUGGGCUUCUACUUCUGAUUUAGUCGAGUACUAUUCUCGGUUUUUCGUCUCCGGUGCUUGUUUUGUUCUAUUCAUUGGUCUUCCUGUUUCUUGGUUUGGUGUUGUGAAUCCUGAAUUACAGCCACCUCUCAAAUGUGUCUUUAGUGCAUUAUCAAGUGGUUUAUGUGUUGCCACUAUUGCUGUUCUUCAUAUUUAUCUUGCCUGGGCUUAUGUCGGCAAUCGCCUUCUUAGUGCCACAGUUGAAUAUGAAGAAACUGGUUGGUAUGAUGGUCAGAUAUGGGUGAAGACUGCUGAAGUUUUAGCUCGCGAUCGCCUUUUGGGUUCAUUUUCGGUGAAGCCAGUAUUGAACAGAUUGAAGUUCACACUAGUAGGACUUGCAGCAUCUUUGGUAAUAUCUGUUUUUCUGCUUGUCAAUGUUGGAAGUAGUUAUAACCCAUAUCUUCCAUCUGAAGAAGCCGGGGGACGGUCAGUAGCCGGAGUUUAUAACGAUGAAUCUGCUAGAUCAUUUGAACCAGAUGCAUUCUGUGAUAUGGGUGAAGACUGCUGAAGUUUUAGCUCGUGAUCGUCUUUUGGGUUCAUCUUCGGUGAAGCCAGUAUUGAACAGAUUGAAGUUCACACUAGUAGGAUUUGCAGCAUCUUUGGUAAUAUCUGUUUUUCUGCUUGUCAAUGUUGAAAGCAGUUAUAACCCAUAUCUUCCAUCUGAAGAAGACGGGGGACGGUCAGUAGUCGGAGUUUAUAACGAUGAAUCUUCUAGAUCAUUUGAACCUGAUGCAUUCUGUGGUGAGUCUGGUUCAACACAAUAGCACACUUCAAGAAUACUUUAGUCUUGUUGCAUUAUUGUACAAUCUAAUUAAAUCAUACAAAAAUUAUAGUGUAGAAUAGUUAGAAUUAACAUUUCUUUGAAAUCCAACUAGUGCGCAUGGAAGAGAAAAAAGCUUCAAACUUUACCCUGAUAAAUCAAAAGCUGUUGUAUGUAUAAUGCUAGUCCUCUUUAUAUAUAUGAAAACUAAAGCCUUUAAAAUAA
This is a messenger RNA of Papaver somniferum (opium poppy), 1509 nucleotides long. RefSeq lists its product as uncharacterized. The transcript has 6 exons. Lineage: Eukaryota; Viridiplantae; Streptophyta; Magnoliopsida; Ranunculales; Papaveraceae. The record is from RefSeq and is a predicted model, not a curated record. The coding region runs from base 223 to 1032 and encodes 269 amino acids.